Physcomitrium patens is the source of this 2257-nucleotide messenger RNA. Its product is annotated as putative homogentisate phytyltransferase 1, chloroplastic. NCBI's taxonomy places the organism in Eukaryota, Viridiplantae, Streptophyta, Bryopsida, Funariales, Funariaceae. Gene Ontology annotation, cellular component: membrane. Gene Ontology annotation, molecular function: prenyltransferase activity. The record is from RefSeq and is a predicted model, not a curated record.
CAGAGUUGGGGGCGUUGCGAAAGCUUGUAGAUGCUCAUAGCAGUUCAUCAACCAACUUACUGUGAAUAGUGAAGAGGGAGAACUUGUUAAAAGCUAGUACAGGAGCCUCCCCAACUGGCAAACUUGUUUCCGCGAUUUUAGCAGAAAACAGAAUUGCGAGACGUGUGAAUAGUGUUCUAAACCUUAUGUGAAUUGCAGUCGAAGGCUGCUAGAGAUAGAGACGUCAACUCCGACGGCACACAUUGCAAGAUACUUGAGAAAGAGACAGUAGAAGAUUUGACAGGACAGUCAUGCGUCUGGUUGCGACAAAAGAGCAUGCUGGGCUCAUGGCUCGGCAAACAUGCUCAAUUUCUGCGACACCCUCAACCCAAUCGACGUUCCGACGAGAUUUUCAUGUUCCACAGCACUACCGUGUCAACAUCAACGCAAACUGGGGGGUUCCUCGGAUAAAGUUGAGACGAGCGAAUAACUAUUCAUUCCAAAAAUGUGACAACCAUAGUUGCAGUGGCCCCCAGGUUGCAGGACCUCAUGGAACUUUCACGAAGUUUGAUCCAUUGGAAAGCGCAGGAAGAAAUUCGCAUAGAAGUGCAGUAUCCCGUACUUCCCGAACUUCAGAACCCUUCGACUUGGAUGGGGAAUCGUCUCUUCCCUCAGAAUUGGUAGAAACCAGAGUGAAUUGGUUCAGCGCUUUCUGGCGCUUUACUAGACCUCAUACCAUCAUCGGCUCCGGUUUGGGUGUGACUUCCGUCUCAUUGUUGGCCUGUCAAGGGGUGAGUGACGUCAAUUUCAAAUUUGCCAUCGGACUGCUGAAGGCGGUGAUUCCGGCGCUUUGCAUGAAUGUGUACAUUGUGGGCUUGAAUCAACUCUAUGACAUCGACAUAGACAAAGUGAAUAAGCCUAAUUUGCCAUUAGCGUCAGGAGAAUUCUCCGUCGCAACAGGCAUAAUCCUGGUGACGUUCUUUGCAGCCGUGAGUGUGGGAAUGGGAUUUUAUGUGGAGUCCCCGCCGUUGCUGUGGGCUCUCUUGGUCAGCUUGGUUCUGGGCACAGCGUACUCAGCCGAUCUACCAUUCUUGCGAUGGAAGAGGUCAGCGGUGGCAGCAGCAGCCUGCAUUUUGGCUGUAAGAGCCUUGGUUGUACAACUUGGAUUCUAUCUUCAUAUGCAGGUUUCUAUUCUUGGAAGAGCUGCAAAUUUCCCUAAACCACUUUGGUUUGCGACUGGAUUCAUGUGUUUCUUCUCUGUUGUCAUUGCGCUCGCUAAGGACAUCCCAGAUGUGCGGGGAGAUAAAGAGUUUGGAAUCCGCUCUUUCAGUGUGAGACUGGGCCAGAAACGGGUAUUCUGGAUGUGUGUCACCUUGCUGGAGGCCGCAUAUCUUGUAGCCAUUAUCACUGGUCUCACAGCUCCGACACUGGCGAGCAAAGUCAUCACAGCCACGGGGCACGCCAUCAUGGCGGGGAUACUGUGGGAGCGAUCUGACAGCGUUGACCUCACAAGCAAAGCUGCAAUUACGUCGUGGUACAUGUUCAUCUGGAAGCUUUUCUAUGCCGAGUAUUUACUCAUCCCAUUCAUGCGGUGAUUGCCCACUUCAUAACGAGGGACAUCAUAGAACUAGUAGAAUAUGUGCUCAACAAGCAGCAGAUGUAUAACAAUUUUACAUAUAUGACCCAUGUAGAUAUUUAGAAGUCAGAAUUCACCUGAGACUUUUAAGAAUGAAAUAACUGUAUUUGAAAAAGAUUGUUGAUGAUCAUGAUGAAAAAGACAACGAUGAUGAAACACUAAGUGCUCUACUUAGAAUCAAGGGAACAUUCAUUUGCUCAAGUGAAGAUGCAGUGGAUCGGUGGCUUAAGAGCUCUUUAGCAGUUCGACGCAAGCUCUCUUCCACCUCGAUGAUAGUUGGCCUAGAUCCGUCAGCAGCACUUCUCACCUACAGGUACAGAAGAUCUGACAAAAUGUGAAGAACAGGAUUAAGAAACCAAGAAACAUUGGAUAAGAAAAUCACCCGUAGAACCGAUACGAGGUAUCCGUUUGGAAAAGUAAGGUACCUUCGCUAGUAAGGUAGUUGAAAGGAUUCCAUCUGAUGCGGAAGAACGCACGGAAAAUACUUGAAAAUCAAACUUUUUCAGUGUUCGAAGCAUGCUGAGAAACAUCAUUUGUCGGUAAGGGCAAUUGGACUUGACAAGAGCCAUGAUAUUUUCCAUAGAACAUUUAUGUGCCCAUGUUCAGUAUUCUCUUCAGUUUCAAUGAAUUUAGACUUUGCAA